AUACUCAACGUAAAGUUUGCGUUGGGAUGGAUUGACACUACAGUAAAAGUUGACAUGGUGGGUAUAAGAUGCCCGGAGGGCCGUGGCCUUUUUUUACUCAACUCACAGUGGGAAUGGAAGAGCACAGAGAAACUUUGUUGCUAAAGAACAGGAGGCAAGUUUCUAACCAGGAGGAAUGCCCAGGUUGUAAGAUUGAUCAGCUCAAGGACUCCAGCCCAUAUCCGCCAUUCAAGCAUUUCUUCUUCCUAUGGAUUGUUACCCUUUGUGCAGCUUUGCCAAUAUCAUCCCUUUUCCCUUUCUUAUAUUUCAUGAUAAGGGACUUGCAUAUUGCAAAAAGGGAGGAAGAUAUUGGUUACUAUGCUGGUUACGUUGGAUCAUCAUUUAUGUUUGGAAGAGCUUUAACUUCUGUUCUAUGGGGAAUGGUGGCUGAUCGAUGUGGUCGAAAGCCUGUCAUAAUGUUCGGCAUUAUUGUAGUGGUUAUAUUCAAUACUCUCUUUGGCCUUAGUACAAACUUUUGGAUGGCAAUUUCUACAAGGUUUCUUCUUGGAAGUUUAUGUGGAAUACUUGGACCUAUGAAGGCAUAUGCUUCAGAAGUUUGUCGCAAGGAAUACCAAGCUUUGGGAAUGUCAAUUGUAAGCACAUCAUGGGGCAUGGGGUUGGUAAUUGGUCCAGCUCUUGGAGGUUUUCUUGCACAGCCUGCAGAAAAAUAUCCCAAUCUAUUCUCAAAGGAGUCUAUUUUUGGAAGGUUUCCAUACCUGUUACCCUGCCUCUCAAUUUCUCUCUUUGCAUUGGUUGUAUCCAUCAUCUGUUGUUGGCUUCCGGAAACACUACAUAACCAUAAUGGCAAGGGUGAUUCAUGCAAUGCAUUAGAAGCCGCCACAACAGAUGAGUCCAAUGCUCUGGAAGGCAUGAAAAUUUCUGGAGGAAAUAUUUCAACUUCAUUUAAAAGCCUUCUUAAAAAUUGGCCCUUGAUGUCAUCUAUCAUUGUAUACUGUGUUUUCCAGCUUCAUGAUAUGGCCUACACAGAGAUAUUCUCAUUGUGGGCCGUCAGUCCAAGGAAGCAUGGGGGAUUGAACUAUACAACUGCAGAUGUUGGUGAAGUCCUUGCCAUCUCAGGUUUUGCUCUCUUAUUCUUCCAGCUACUUUUGUAUCCCUUGGUGGAGAGAAAUUUUGGGCCAAUAAUGGUGUCCCGUAUUGGAGCAGUUUCAACCAUACCAUUGCUGUCCAGUUACUCAUGGAUAGCUAUGUUAUCUGGACCCUGCCUCUUCUUGGUAGUUAGUUGUGCAUCUGUAUUAAAGAAUGUAUUGUCGGUAUCUAUUACGACGGGAUUGUUUCUUCUACAAAAUAGGGCUGUGUCACAAGAACAAAGAGGAGCUGCAAAUGGCAUUGCUAUGUCUGCUAUGUCUCUGUUUAAAGCAGUUGGUCCAGCCGCAGGAGGUGCACUGUUUUCUUGGGCACAAAAGCGCCAGGAUGCUUACUUUUUCCCAGGAUACCAGAUGGUUUUCUUCCUCUUAAACUUGGUCGAGGUGCUCGGCCUGCUGCUCACCUUCAGACCCUUUUUAGUUGAACCCGAUCUCUCCUGCACCUAGCUAGCUAGCUCCCCCUCGACUGACUCAUCCAAGUACCUUUGCAGACUUCACUGGAAUAUAAGAAACACGGCGAAAGGCUUUGGGUGCCGUGCCCAGCCAGCCUCUUGAAUUAUGUAUGAUGCUCUUAAUAACAUACACCCUUCCCAUGCAUCAAUUCUACUUUCUAGAAUUGAAGUUUGUACUUAGUGGGAAUGCAUCUAAACAAAGAGGAUCCCCAACACCUAACAAAAGCUAACUUAGUCAUGGAAUUGCUUUAUUUCAACAC
This is a messenger RNA of Diospyros lotus (date-plum), 1854 nucleotides long. Its product is annotated as protein ZINC INDUCED FACILITATOR-LIKE 1-like. Lineage: Eukaryota; Viridiplantae; Streptophyta; Magnoliopsida; Ericales; Ebenaceae. The transcript is spliced from 17 exons. The record is from RefSeq and is a predicted model, not a curated record. Gene Ontology annotation, biological process: transmembrane transport. Bases 69 to 1589 code for a protein of 506 amino acids. Gene Ontology annotation, molecular function: transmembrane transporter activity.